This is a messenger RNA of Bemisia tabaci, 1265 nucleotides long. Its product is annotated as salivary protein Tsal2A. The record is from RefSeq and is a predicted model, not a curated record. NCBI's taxonomy places the organism in Eukaryota, Metazoa, Arthropoda, Insecta, Hemiptera, Aleyrodidae. Gene Ontology annotation, cellular component: mitochondrial inner membrane; nucleus. Gene Ontology annotation, biological process: apoptotic DNA fragmentation. Gene Ontology annotation, molecular function: RNA endonuclease activity; nucleic acid binding; metal ion binding.
CCUCUUUAAAUUAUGGAUAGUUGAUUUAUCGUUCUAUAAUCUGUGUCUUCAGCGGUGACUUUUAUUAUCAUGAUAAUACCUCUGCUGAGUCUGAUAACUAUCUUGAAAAUACGAGAUUUGAGCUGCGCGGUCGCUAAGUCGAAAUCUUUGAUUCGCAAGGAACGAAGUUUUGAUGAUUUCCCUCUCAGAGAGCCUCUUUACUUGAGGCGCGUGGACGGGCAUUUGAAGUAUGUUAUGCCCUCUAUAAGCGUAGAACUUGAGGAAAAAGAGAUCAAAGAUGGCCUUCAAGUUUUCAUACAGACGGACAGCAAGGAGGAGCUGAUUUUAGCAUGCCCCGGCGAUAAGAACAAACUGAGGUCGCAGAAAACCUGGAGGAAAAAGAGACAAAAUACUGGUAGUGGCACGCCAAAACCGAUCGUAUUCCCCAUUGGCCGAAUGGAAUGUACUGAGAGAUUGCCGGCAGUUAUUGAUCCUUCAGGACACUCUUGCGCAAAGACUGGGACACAGAUGGAAAUAGGAUUUCAGGUUGGGAAGGAUCUGGAUCUUGUGCCACUGAUGUCACUUUGCCAUGACUUGAUCAAAGCAGACACAUUGUACGUCGAACAUGAUCUUCCAUCAAAAAUUUGCGAAGCCACAUAUUUCGAGCCUCGACCUGAUUUUCAAGAGGGCCCAUUGCCUCUUUAUAAAGACGUACCAUUGAAGGAAAUCUACACGAAGACAGGCGAGGAUUUGCGAAUCAUCACGGGUACGUUCGGGGUCCUCAAGAUGUAUUCUCCGAAGAAGAGAUCAUCCUUUGAGGUCUAUUUACACCCAAAUAAAGUCCGGGUGCCUGCAGCAUUCUUCAAGAUAAUUCAAAGCAAGGCAACUAAUAAAGCGAUCGUAGCGAUUUGUUCAAACGACCCUUUCGCCACGAAGGACACGGCGCCGAAAGAGCUUUGUAAGGAUAUUGCAGCGCAAAACUCAUGGCCGGACGACAAAAAAGAAUUCUCCAAGGGACGGAUAUAUUUCUGUGACGUCGGAAAGUUCCUGAAACAAGUUCAGACUGCGCCUAAAAUUUCGUAUAAAGGGAUUCUGCAAGGAAUCGAAGAGUCGCUCAACCCACCUACAAUUUCCCGAGUCCAGAGCGGUCGGGAGAGAUUAGAAAGAUGCCUACACUCCAUGUUAACACGGAGCAAGCGGAUGAUAAGUCGUAGUAUGAGGAUUCUCAGAACCCCUUAAAACUUGAAUGGAGUUGGUGAAUAAAAAAUAGGACUCUAAACCAUGAA